AUGGUUCUUUGGUAUCAACCUCCUCCUACAUUGAAUCGUAUCUCACCCACUCUCAAACUCAACUCAUUACGCUGCACCAACUACAACCUAUCUAUUCCGAAUUCCAGACCCACCCACAUACCCAAACUUGAACCCGAACCCAUAUUCGCCUCCGUCAAAACCUUCGUUCCUGCCACCAUGGCCAACCUUGGCCCCGACUUCGACUUCCUCAGCUGCAUCGUUGACAGUCUCAGAGACUUCAUCUCCCUCUCCAUCGACUUAUCCGUCCACCCCGACAAGAUCUCCAUCACGAAAAUAUCCGGUGACGCCACCGGAAAAAUCAGCCGUGAUCUUCUCUCCAAUUACGCCGGAAUCGCCGCGAUCGAGGUUAUGAAAAUGCUUGAAAUAUGA
Quercus lobata is the source of this 390-nucleotide messenger RNA. Its product is annotated as homoserine kinase-like. The transcript has a single exon. The record is from RefSeq and is a predicted model, not a curated record. Bases 1 to 390 code for a protein of 129 amino acids. Lineage: Eukaryota; Viridiplantae; Streptophyta; Magnoliopsida; Fagales; Fagaceae.